Messenger RNA from Sclerotinia trifoliorum, 1215 nucleotides. Lineage: Eukaryota; Fungi; Ascomycota; Leotiomycetes; Helotiales; Sclerotiniaceae. The record is from the annotation of a GenBank genome assembly.
UUUGAUAUCAACUCGAUAACACUAAGUCAAUCGGGUCUUGGAGGACAGGUCCUACCUCAGCACAUCCGACCCGAAGUUCAAAGUUCAUCGUCACAAUGUGCGUGACACAUAUCUAUACCGAUUGUUACCCCAACCGAACAGUCGAAUUUCACCAAACAAUAGUCUGUUCAGAUUCGAAAGAUGGGAUCUCCUGCCCUGCUCAUAUCACCAAUGAACAUCCUCCUCGGACUCUCAAAUCCAAUGAUGAACGCUCUAGCAAAGAAUAUAUCGACCAAGGACUACAAGUACCUUCUACAUCCAAACCUUCACCUCAUAAAUCCGCAACUGCAACUACAUAUCGUUACUCUCAAGGUGACAAGAAAGAUAAACCUUCCGGUCGAGAACCUCGUCUUCGUCUUGUGAGAAAGAAGAGUGCUUUAGUCUCAGCUUUUACACCACGUCGCAAACAUCCCAAAGAACGUAUCGUUAUCGUCGAUGCACCGGAUAGUCCACAAGGCUCCAAGGCUCUUCAAAAAUAUGCUCCAGAUUCUCCCGCAACUGAAGAGUUUCAAUCUAAGACUCUCUUAGCAGCUGAGCAUGCUCAUCGUCAAGAAUCAGCUAGUCCAAGACGUGGUCCUAAUCACAGUCUCAAUCCUGUUCGUACUGUUGUUAUAGAUCAACAUCGCGAUAAGAGAGAACGUAGCAGAGAAAGACCUUUGCAAGUCCUUCCAAUAUUAUUAAAACCUGAACCACCUUCGCGCUCAGCAAGUCAUGACAGGGGAUUGAUUGAUAUGCGCAUUCGUCGUGAAGAAGAGGAGAGGGAAAGAGAGCGACAAAGAGAUUAUGAGAGAGAAAGGGAGAAGAGCUUUGAGUUGGUUCAUGAAGCAAGAAGGGAACAAGAAAGGGAGAAGGAUGAAAUGAGAAAGAUAACGGAGGAACUAGAGAGGGAAAGAAUAAGGAAAGGGAAGAAUGAAGACGAGAAGAGGAGGGAGAUGGAGUAUAAGAAAUUCUUGGCGGAUAGAGAACGGGAAAGGGAACGAGAAAGAGAAAGAGAGAAAGAAGUCGAGAGGCAAAAAGCUAGAGACAGAGAAGAGGAAUCAGCAAGGGAGAGAAAGACGAAGAGAAGAAGAAACCCGAAGAGCGGACGACCACGAACGGAAGAGACGAGAAGAAAAGCAUAGGCAUGAAAGAGAAAGAGAACGUGAGAUAGAAGGAAGAGAGCGUGAAAAGGAUGCU